AGAUGCGUUCGCACAGUGGUUCGCUCUCCCAGUUUACCCGACGACGUUUCUCAACGCACGACGCGUACAUUUUCCUACGUUUGACGUAGUCUUAAUUAAAAAUUGUGAAACAAAUUUUUCACACGCGUGACGUUCGGUGUGUCGCGUGUAGAAACUCGGAGCCUUUCUCACCGGAGCGCUGAUUCCAUAUUACGGCUUAAUUACCGAUGGGACGGAAUAAUCGGAAGGUUUCUGGACGUCCGUAUGGGAUAAAUUUAAAUAUCGGAAAUGCGAACUACGCGCUGUUUUUCUCGGAUCGUUCGAAAAUUGAGGUUUUUUUUUUAUCGAGGCUUUAAAUAAACUUGAUAGUUCGAUUAUCGCAUCGAUAAAACCGGCAGAAAAUUCCCAGUGAUAAAUGACGCAUACGUUUCCGAGCGUUUUCUGCGACCUUCCUUCAAUUUAAACGGAAAUCGCAAAAUAUAUUACAUUUUCUAGUCACGAUCAAAGUCACGAAAAAAAUUCGAAGAUCGAAAUUCUUUCGACGAGAUUUUUGAUAGAACGUGUUAUAGUUUAUCGGUAUGUUAUACGAGACAAAGAAUGUAUCAAGAAAGAGAAAUCGGUGUUUCAGCGAUUAGGGGGAUUGAGAGUCGACAGAAAGGAGCGAGACGAUCUUUCGUGGAAUUUUAACGAAAUUAUGAAAAAAUAUCGUCAAAUAAAGUGACGGUGAAAAUCCUUGAAUGUAUCUGCGAUAAUGCUGUGCGACGCUGCGAACAUCGGGAAGAUAUAUCUUCGUCUGUGAAUUUUCUACGCGUGGUGACGAAUGAGAAAAUGGACAGAGACAGAAUUCACGAUAAAAGUGUGUGUCGGAAAAUCGGAUGAGAUAAAUGGUCUUAUUAUCUGUGACGCAUGACAUUUAAAAGUGCUACAGUAAUAUUACAUGCACAGUAAUAUUACAUCUUUUUUGCGUAAAAUUACAAAGAGCAAAUUUUUUAUUCAUUACCGAGCGAAAUAAACUUCACGUGUUAAACGGCAUCGCGUUUGAAUUAAUUAUAAAAUUUAAUUAAACGGUAAGUUAACGUGAGAACUUAAUUACGAUAGCAAUCUCAAAAGAUAAAAAAUAUAUUUAUAUGAAAAUUGAUUUAAUUAGAUAUUGAAGUUUAAGUAUAACAUAAAAGAUAUAAUAAUGACAUAACGUUUCGUGAAUAUAAAUCAAUAUCGCUGCAUCUUUUUAAUAUUACGUUUGGAGAAUUGUUGAAUCCUCUUAAAUUACAAUCGUAGUCGGACUGUAAUACUAGAGAUUCGGAAACUGUUCGAGUCAAGGUCGAGCGAGUAACGAGAACUACACAAUAAAAUUGCAUUCUUGCGGAAACGUGCACGCUGUUUAUCAACUCCACCACAUUUCCGCGUUUAUCCCGUGAUCAAAUAUGUUACAUGCUACGAGAGCAGCUUUUAAUGCGUUAAUGCGUAUCGAUUUACAAUCGGUCGCAUGCGAAGCAGACGAAAAGAAAAUAGACAAUUUAAUUAAGAAAUCAAUUAUAGAAAGCUAUUAAGUGUACUGCUAAUGCGUCACGUCUCCUCUUUUUCCACGUUAAUGAAAACGCGAGGAAAUGUAUUGAACUGCGACUUUGGAAGAAUGAAACGUUUUUCUUCUUAUUAAUACGACACGGCUAUGAGGAUUGUAUAAAGGUCCUAUUGGCAAGAUGGAGCGGUAUUAUACGAAAUUUUGCGCGUGUGAAUAUUCAUCCGCUUGCAUUUAGAUCCAUUUCAAUAAUUGCUUUCGACACCAUACUCUAAUUGCGAUUCAUUCAAUGAACUUACAUAUUAUGCAGUUUAAUAUAUGGAAUUAAUACGGAUACGGUAUUACGUAUGUUAAAAUCAUAUUAUAUAAAUCCAGUCGUCAAAGCACUAUUAUUAAGAUAGAAUUAGAUAACUUAAAACAUUAUGUUGAGCAGCUUAAUUACCGGCGUGAAUGUAAUGGAUUCGCGAUUUUUCUCAAAAUUGAAAUAGCGUACACUCUUUGACGAAAUCAAAUGAACACGAAUUAUCCCGAAUCCGAAAAAUAAGUUAAAUCGCGAGUUAAAUGAAAUUGAAUUCUAUCGAAUGAAACGCAUGCCCGUAAAACUGCAUUGUUCGACCGCGUGCCGCUGCGAACGUAAUCGAAUUGAAUGUAAUCAAACUUAAAGCGUAAAUGACCACAUUAUAUCACUUGAAUGAACGUUUAGACAGAAAAAAAUUCUCUGAACGGAAACGAACGUUUAAACGCAAUCCCGACGCUCAAUACCGACGGUCCGUGUCAGUGACGUUGGAAGGUUUCCAACUAUUACGCCGCGCGUUCGUCCGCAGCGGAAUGCUUGCGUUCGUCUCGUUGCAAUCAACUGUGUCAGAUCAAAUGGUCUUUUAGUCUAAUUAUGGAUUUUUUCGACAAUCAAUCGGAGAGAGAUACUAUAAUACCAAACUACUAAAGAUACCAGACUUUGAUGCGAAUCAAACGUCUAAUUCUCAUUGCCAGUCUAAAUAUGUCAAUAAUAUUACAAUCUUGAAUCUAUUAUCUAAUAUCUAUAUUAAUCGGAUUUAGGAGAAUUUAGGAAAGCUUUGUCAACUUUCUAUUGUUCAUCGUCAACCAAUUUUCGCAGAACGUGACACUGGGCGCUUUGUCGAAAAAGAACAGAGACUCUUUGUCGAACAGCUUGUUCUAGCGUUCAUCACGCACAAUUCGAUUAUUAACGCAAUUCUGCGCAAGAUAUAUUGUUGUGGUUUAUGUCAACGGUAUCAUUCAUGACUUUGACAGGUCUUCGUCAAAUGCGCAACGCACGCGAUCUCAUCUAACAGGUUUUAUCAACGUGAAUUAUGCGUUCUGGAAAAGAACUGGGAAUUCCCGUUGGACAAUCAUUUCGCCUGUGGCACUCGAUUCGAGCAUUCCAUGCUACUCUGUGAUCUACAUCGGUCUGGUUUAUAUCAACGUCACACCAACGAGUCUGGAGAAUGGCCAAUAAUAUUGCAAUGUGCUUUUUGUACUAAUGCAUUUUGCACAUCGCGACCGACCGCGCUGGAUCGAACGGUUUUUCGGAGCGACGAGCGUCGAAGAGAGCUUUUUUCUGUCGGUCUCACAAUCGUGAGCAAUCAUGUUUGUGUUUCAAAAACUGUCGAGUAAAACUGUGGUGGGAUGUCACCAGAUACCGACGGCGAUUGGCAGCCUGUCGCGAUUCCGAAGAUCGGCGUCGCCGACGCCGAACGUGACGUUGUACGAUUAUCAGAAUCACAGCCUCGAGAUCUUCGAGAUAGAAGAGGAGUCGGACAGCCUUUGCACCUCGCUCUACUUUCUUCUGGACUUCUGCCAUCUGUACUACAUACCGUCCAUCAUCCUGCUGGGCUUGGUGGGCAACCUGUUGUCGUGCGUGGUUUUCCUUAAGACGCAUCUAAAGUUACGCAGCUCUAGUUACUACUUGGCGGCGUUAGCCACCACCGAUUUUAGCUUCCUCAUGUCGCUGCUUCUCGUCUGGCUCAAUAGUACGAUCGGAUGGAAGGUCUUUAACAAUAAUGGCUGGUGCGAAACUCUGGUGUACGUCAGCGCGGUUUGCAGUUCGCUGAGUGUUUGGCUAAUUGUCGCCUUCACCGUCGAGAGAUUCAUCGCCGUUCAGUAUCCGCUGCAUCGGCCGCACAUGUGCACCGUGGCGCGUGCAAAGACGAUCAUCCUGGUGUUAACGAUCCUCGCCUUAGUCAGCCACUCGUACUCCUUCAUCACCGCCGGGGUGGUUAAGAACCAGGGUGGCGACGAGGUGUGCGAGCUGAAGAUCGAGUACUUAGAGACCAUGCAGAUCAUAAGCAUCAUCGAUAGUAUAGCGAGUCUAAUCGUACCGCUCGUACUUAUCAUCGUGAUGAAUACCAUGAUUAUGAGAAAUCUCUUGAAGUUUGGCAGACGAUUUAACCAGGAUCCCGGUUACACUACGAAUUGUCCUAACAGAGAGAAAUCCGACAUCAAUCUCAAUCAAAUUCCGAGUGCCAAUAGCAGCAAUAACGGUGGUGCCGGAAAUAUGAAUUUGGUUUCGCUCGUGGGCACAAAUGGAACGCGAAGACCACCUUCCCAGCAAUCGUCGUCGUUUCACUCGUCCAAGAACCAUUCCCGGCAUCAACCUGCAUCUGCUCCGCCGUCGACACCACGGAACGCUUGUCAGAUGACCGAAAUAGAAGCUCCGUGUAUACACGUUAGGUCAUCUUGUCGGAAUCUCGGAUCGACUAGAUUUAAUCAAGAGAGCAUCACUAAAAUGCUCGUGCUUAUUAGCACGGUCUUCAUAUUACUUAAUCUACCGAGUUACGUAAUUCGUCUAUGCGUGUUCUUCUUUGCUCUGGCAAAGAAGAAUACACCGGAGACACUCUGGUGUCUUCAGCAGUUCUUCAUGCUGCUCUAUUAUACAAACUUCAGCAUCAAUUUCCUGCUGUACGCGAUGUGCGGCAUCACAUUCCGGCGAUGUUUGGAGCAGAUAUUACGCAGACUCCUAAAGAGUAUGACUCGGUAUCACUGCAGUCCACAGAGGGAAUCGGUAAGCCCGUGAAACAUCAACGUUCAUUGGCCGACGAUCGUCCCUUAUCCGUGUCUGGUUUCAACCUGAGGUUAACCCAAGUCGCCGAGGCUUUUGUGAGCGUAAAUCCAGGGAUAAAUCCAAGAUGAUCCUGUUUGCCCGAAUUAUCUUGAAAGGAUGCAUCGUUUUCGCCAGAUGUGUUACGCAUCUGUGACUUUAAGUUCGAUAUCGACGACGAGAUGACGGAUUUGACAAAAGAAUUGUCAGAUAAUAAGGAAAUAAGAAAAAUAUUAUUGUAAAACAUUCGGAACGAA
Messenger RNA from Wasmannia auropunctata (little fire ant), 4810 nucleotides. RefSeq names its product thyrotropin-releasing hormone receptor-like. Gene Ontology annotation, biological process: G protein-coupled receptor signaling pathway. The transcript is spliced from 5 exons. Gene Ontology annotation, molecular function: G protein-coupled receptor activity. The coding region runs from base 3102 to 4529 and encodes 475 amino acids. The record is from RefSeq and is a predicted model, not a curated record. NCBI's taxonomy places the organism in Eukaryota, Metazoa, Arthropoda, Insecta, Hymenoptera, Formicidae. Gene Ontology annotation, cellular component: plasma membrane.